This is a messenger RNA of Arabidopsis thaliana (thale cress), 1306 nucleotides long. Its product is annotated as Tryptophan RNA-binding attenuator protein-like protein. The transcript has 10 exons. The record is from RefSeq and is marked reviewed. The coding region runs from base 230 to 1078 and encodes 282 amino acids. NCBI's taxonomy places the organism in Eukaryota, Viridiplantae, Streptophyta, Magnoliopsida, Brassicales, Brassicaceae.
CUCCACGUGUCAUCUGCCAAUAAGAUCCACCCAUCAGCAAAAUUCAUCGGUCGUUCGUCGCUGACUAUCACAAUUCCGAACACCAAAUUUCGAAUUUCUGCCACUUGCUUUGUGAUCUGAUCGUUCGAAAUUGACCGGAGAAUUCUUCUGUGUUCUUAGAUCUGUCGCGAAUUUGUUAAAGCUCCUCAGAAGGUUUUGGUUACAGAUCUUCUCUGUGGUCUUCACCACUAUGGCCGCUCCGUUUUUUUCAACUCCAUUUCAGCCUUAUGUCUACCAGAGUCAACAAGAUACUAUUACACCGUUCCAGAUUUUGGGUGGUGAAUCCCAAGUUGUUCAGAUAAUGUUAAAGUCAGAGGAGAAAGUCAUUGCUAAGCCUGCUUCCAUGUGCUACAUGUCUGGCUCCAUCGAGAUGGAAAAUACAUACACUCCUGAACAAGAAGUUGGAGUUCUGCAGUGGAUUUUGGGCAAGAGUGUAAGCAGUGUUGUUCUUCGGAAUACUGGGCAAAACGACGGGUUUGUUGGUAUUGCUGCACCUUAUUUGGCUAGGAUUCUCCCGAUUGAUUUGGCAAUGUUUGGAGGUGAGAUCUUAUGCCAGCCAGAUGCAUUCCUUUGUUCUGUCCAUGAUGUGAAGGUUGUCAACUCCGUUGACCAGAGAGCAAGAAACAUUGUUGCCGCUGGUGCAGAGGGAUUUCUGAGACAACGCCUAUCUGGACAAGGUCUUGCUUUCAUCCUCGCAGGUGGCUCUGUUGUACAAAAAGUUCUGGAGGUAGGAGAAGUUUUCUCCAUUGACGUUUCCUGUAUUGCUGCUCUCACACCCUCUAUCGAUGUCCGAAUCAAAAACAAUGCUCCUUUUAGACGAGCACUAUUCGGGGGUGAUAACGUAGUAAUGGCGACUCUAACGGGGCCUGGCAUUGUCUUCAUUCAAAGCUUACCGUUUCAUCGGCUCUCGCAGCGUAUUGCAAGGUCGGUAACGUCGCCAAACAUGAGAGAGAAUCCAAAAUUGCUGAUACAGAUAGCUAUAUUUGCGUUCCUAGCAUACGCUGUGAUUUUGUCAUCGUUGAUCUUAACCGAAGUUUGAAAGCAGAGAGAUAGAAAGAAUUAUCCGACCAACAAACUAACGUUGUAAUUGUUCAAAUUAUCUCGGGUUUGGACUUUGGAUGGAUAGAGUGAAGAUGAAUUAGACACAUCUCAAACCAUUUUCUUUUCGUUUACUAGUGAGUUUAGGCACUUGUGUUAUAUUGAUAUUGCUCCUAUAUAUUGAAAAGUGAAAACGUAGAUACCGAGUUGAACAAAAAUUGGAUUCUUU